Messenger RNA from Dermacentor andersoni, 8813 nucleotides. RefSeq names its product E3 ubiquitin-protein ligase hyd (gene hyd). The record is from RefSeq and is a predicted model, not a curated record. Gene Ontology annotation, biological process: protein polyubiquitination; positive regulation of canonical Wnt signaling pathway. Lineage: Eukaryota; Metazoa; Arthropoda; Arachnida; Ixodida; Ixodidae. Gene Ontology annotation, cellular component: nucleus; cytoplasm. Gene Ontology annotation, molecular function: ubiquitin binding; ubiquitin-ubiquitin ligase activity; zinc ion binding.
UAUUUUCUUUCCCGUGGUGGAUAGCGGUUUGAGUUCAGCGUCGUCGUAUGUGGAUAUGCCGAUUCCCGUUCGAGUUGGAUGUGCUGCGUGAAUAGACUCAUGAUACACCAUCAGUCAUGUCCUAUUUGCAUUUCCUGGCAUUUCCUCUCCCGGGAAGUGAAGAUCAACUGAACGAAAGAUUGAGGGAAGUUGGCGAAAAGCUGCGCACUGGAUAUUCACCUCCAGCUGUUGUUAACAACUUCAGAAAUUCUAAUGUUAUCCAGUGUGUUGUUGGACCGUCGCACAUAGCAUUCCUCUUUGAGGAUGGCAAAAUAUGUCGAGUUGCAUUUUCUGUUCUAACAGACCGUCUGGACUUAAGUAAAAAUGAAAUAUCCAAAGUACUGCUCUCCAGUGCUGCUUCUCACCACCAUUCCCGCCUCAACCUCAAGGGAAGUGGUGGAGCUGCAGGAGCUUCUGGUGGAGGCUCUGGGACAGCGGCUCCCUCCGGCUCCACUUCCUCGGGAGCCUCUGGGUCAAGGUCAGCCGCCCGGUCAAGGGGGCGCAUUCUGCGUUCCACAGCAUCGCGCGGUCGAGGCUCGGGGGUCAUCAUGGGGUCACGCCCCGUGGUCCCUGCCCCGUAUGUCCCAGAGGAGCUCGUCUCCCAGGCUCAAGUUGUGCUUCAAGGAAAGUCUCGAAACCUCAUUAUUAGGGAGCUUCAACGCACAAACCUUGAUGUGAACUUGGCUGUGAACAACUUGCUGAGUCGUGAUGAUGAAGAUGGAGAAGACGUGGAUGAUGGUCAGGAGUCGUACAUGCCUGGAGAUGACCUCAUAUCUCUGCUAGAUGCUGGUAUCCAUGGAGACCACCCCAGUGUGAUCAUAGAUGCUGAUGCAAUGUUCUCUGAGGACAUGUUUGGCUAUGCUAAUCUCCGAAAUCGCACUGGCAGCCGAGGACGUUCUGCUGUGAGGCCUUUCGUAAGUGCACCACGACCCUCUGGAGACCAAGACCGGGACAGGGAUAGGGACCGUGAUCGCGACAGCAUGUUUAGGGUCCGUGAACGCCACUACUCUGGCUCUCGGCGGUGGUUGGAGUCAGCCCUGCGUGACAGCAGCUCGGAUCUUGCUGAUGCCAAAAAGAUGAGCCCACUUUGGCUUUCAGAGGAGCCAGAGUACUGGCCUGACAAGGGCACCAAAUUUGUGCACAUUGUGGCUCUCUACUCUGAGCUUGUGGCCCUGAGUUCCACGGGACAGCUGCAUCAGUGGAAGUGGAGUGAGCCAGAACCUUACAAGAAUAGUGAGCAACCAGGUGUCCACCACCCAAAGACUCUUUCCUUGGGCUUGGUGGGAGACCGGUGUGUUCUGGUGGAGGCACGGUGUGUGCGAGCCACGGUGGUGACCGAGUCUGGACGUGUGGCCACUUGGCUGGACGAUUCGCUGGCUGCGGUGGCUCCCAAGCUUGAGCAGCCCGCACAGAGCUUUCCAGAGUUCCAGCAGGACCCUGUGGUGGCGCUCCACGUCUGUUCCCUCUACUCGUGCGUGAGGCUGCAGUCGGGUGCUCUCUACUGGUGGGGUGUGCUGCCCUUCAGCCAGCGGAAGAAGCUCUGGGAGAAGGCAACCUCCCGUGCCAAGAAGCACAAGAUGUCCAGCCACGCGUCUGAGAUUGUGGCUGGGUCACAAGUGUGCAUGCGCAAUAGUCCCAUGUACCACCCUGGUGCCCUGGCCUUCACCACUGCAGGCGGCUUGCCUAGGGUUGGCCAGCUCCUUUCGGCUGCCUGGAAUCUGCCGGACACCUGUCAGUUCAAGAUCCUCUGUGAGAAGAAAGCUGAGACAUCUGACAGCUCCGGGGCGGGAAGCAGUGGUAGUGGCGGAGGCGGCAGUAGCAGCAGCAAGGUGGCAUCUUCCAGCUCAGAGACCAAGUCCUCGGACAGGACCGAGAUGCCACCACCUCCAUCGCCAGCCUCGUCAACGUGUAGCGAGCCAGCACACAGCCCCCUGCCACACAAGCGCAAGCAUAAGGCCAGCACGUCAUCGUUGGACGCGGCUUCUGAACGUCGGGAUGAAGAGGAGUGGCAUUUGCGUGACGUUGUCUUCGUGGAGGAUGUGAAGAACAUUCCUGUGGGGCGAGUCAUCAAGGUGGACGGUGCCUAUGUGGCAGUGCGCUUUGGUCGUGAGAGUGGGCCUGGAGAGGAUCCUCUGGCUGAAUGUCGGCUGCUGCGUCGGGACGAGCUGCAGCCUGUGAGGGGAUCCGCCACGCCCCGCCUUCCCGACUGUUUGCAGCGCAUGCCCCGACGUGUCUGCCUGCCUGAUGGAGUGCAGCUGCUGGCCAUGGCUAUCGACUCCCAAGGCAUCCAUGCUGUGGUAAAGAAUGGUGGCCAGCUGAGCUACAUGGUGUACAACAUAGUGACUGGACGUGCUGAGCAGGACAGCCCUUUCCCCACCUACCUGCAAUCGUUCCUUGGCUUGGACCAACGUCAGAUUUCUUUGUCCAUCAGCGGAGAGAACGAAGCGUUGACAUUGCUGCGCGAUGGAAACAGCACCAUCUACCCUCUGGCUAAGGACUGUGUCGAGAGCAUUCGUGACCCCCAGUGGCUGGACUUGCCUCCUGUACGGGCCCUGGGCUUGGGUGUACACCCACUCAAGGAUGCUGCAGCCAACCAGAAGAACCAGAUUGGCAUUGUUGUCCUCGCGCUGGAGGCACAAACUCUGAUGUCAUCAAUUCUCAGAGGGGACGUUGAAACUGUGCGUCAGACACUGUAUAGCCUGGAGAACACGUCUGAUACAGAAGCUGGUCGUGCAACACUUAACAGUAUCCUCAACGAAAGAUGGGAUGGCAACCGCAACAUACUUCAUGCUGCUGUCUCAACCUGCUUUCCAACAUCUAAUAAGGAGAACGAAUCUGGAGAAAACUCAUCGGGUAACAUGGACUCCUUGGAUCUCCUCUCAUCCUCUUCAAGCAUAGCUGUUUUAUCAGGCCGCAACUCCCUCGCUUCAUCACUUGUCUGCAGGAUUUUCCAGCAGCGACCCCUUAACAGCAUGUCGCUGUGCGAGAUGAUGCGGAGGGCUACGUCGGCCGCGCUUAGCCUGUCGGGGCUGGAGUCUCAGGAUACCGAGCGGGACUCGGACUUCCCCAUCCCAACGCUGACCUGGCCACCCGAGCCAUCAGACUCCUCAGCUUCCUCUUCCUCUCCAGGCAACGGUCGCAACAGCAAGGGCAUUGGUCUACUACCGCAGGCGAGCAAAGGGGAGCAUGGCGACCGCAAUGCUGCCCUGACAAUCCUCUUUUUUCUUUGCGAAGCUGUUGCACUUAGGCCUCACCUGAAGGAGCUGCUGAUGGCCAGGGAUGCCCAGGGCUGCACACCCUUCAUGACAGCGGUAUGUGGGAGAGCAUACCAUGCAGCACUGUUACUGCUGGACGCAGCGCAGCGAGUACUGCAAGAGUCUGGAGGAUCCAGCGGGGGAGAAAGUUCGCGCAGGGCCCUGCAGAACAUGAUCUACCCGCCUGGUUCGGCACCUGAUGACUCGCCCCUGCACGUGCUCUGCUGCAAUGACACCUGCAGCUUCACCUGGACUGGUGCCGAGCACAUCAACCAGGACAUCUUUGAGUGCCGCACCUGUGGCCUGGUCGGGUCGCUGUGCUGCUGCACGGAGUGUGCCCGUGUCUGCCACAAGGGCCACGACUGCAAGCUGAAGCGCACUUCGCCGACGGCCUACUGCGACUGCUGGGAGAAGUGCAAGUGCCGGGCCUUGCUAGCAGGACACCAGGGGAUGCGCGCCACGCUGCUCAACCGCCUCGUCACCGACACUGACCUGGUCACAUUGCCCAACAGCAGGGGGGAAAAUAUCCUGCUCUUCCUAGUACAGACAGUUGGAAGGCAACUGGUGGAACAGCGACAAUAUCGCCCGUCCAGAUCCCGCUCCAGUGCCCCCCGGAAGAUCUCGAACUCCGAGAUGGAGCCUGACAUGCCGGACCAUGACUUGGAGCCUCCACGGUUCUCAAGACGCGCCCUUGAAAGGCUCCUAAAUGACUGGAAUGCCAUCAAGACCACCAUCAUGGCUGGCUACAAGGAAGAUGAAUCUGUUGCGUCCCGUUUGGCUGCUGGUGGCUCUGUGCCUGAAGACCAGCAACCCCACCUUGUAGCACAAAAUGGCACUGCCCUGCUUGACAAGUUUGUGCACUGCCUGCUGGUGAAAUGCAGUAUCGAGAUGCUGGACACGCUGCUCACCACCCUUGUACGAGAGAUCCAGAAUGAAAACAUUCCAGGCAGGGCGGCCGAAGCCCGCAAGGUCGCCCACCGCUUUGUGCGCAGUGUUACGCGCAUUUUUGUGAUCCUGUCUGCGGAAAUGGCCCCCAAUACGAGCCGCAAGAAGAGCAUGUCUGGCACAACACAGCCACUGAUGAAGUGUCGACGAGUGUUCCAGUCUUUAGUGACAUUAUCAGUAGAAGAGUUAUGUGAGGCAGCGGAUGCCCUUAUUGCUCCUGUGCGGCUGGGAGUGGCUCGCCCCACGGCAUCCUUCAACCUGGUUUCUUCUUGCAUAGAUGCUAUUCAGGGCAGUGAGGAACUGUUUGUUGUAGAACCAAUUGUGCCCCGUGCCAGUCAACCUGAGAUGGUGGCGUCACCUGCUGAGCCACCCUUGGGCCAGAAUCCUCUGUCCGCCAGGCAGCCACUGGGGCUCAGGGACGCAUUAGACGACGACGAGGCAAGCGUUGAUGUUGUGGACGGUGCUGUUGGGGAAGAUCCAGAUCACGAGGAAAGUGAACGGGACGAACGGAUGGAAGCCUCUGAGCAUGAUGGCACGCCAGCCCAUGAGCACAAUGAUGAAGAGAGCGACAGUGACAGUGACCCAGACAGUGCGUCAUACCAGAGCAACCAGGACAAUGCCAGCGCCCAGAGGAGUGCCACAACUGGUGCCACGGCAGGGUCUGAUGCUGAGGACGAGUCUGCUGAAUCAUCCAACAUGGAGGAAGAGGAAGAGAGUGAGGCUGGCGACACUGAGCCUGACACAGAGGAGCUAGCGCUGCUUGACGAGCAACUGGAACGGCGAGGGGGACCGUCGAGCAGUGGGGGUGGGCCUGGGGGCCUCGGUGGCUCUCGACCAGGCAGCCUGGCCCCCCAGCACCUGCAGUGGGCCCUGCGACAGAGGGACCCCGCUGGCCGCUCGCAUGUGACCUCUUCCGGGUCGGUUUCCUUGGCAGGGACGGGCGGCCUGGUGUACAUCGACCCAGGCUCACUGCGCCGAUCAGCUGCCGUAGCUGCAGCAGCGGCUAGCGGUGCUAGUUCGGGCUCGUCUGUUGCUGCUGCUGCUGCUCUGGCUCCUGAGCUGAGUCCCGGCACAACUGCUGUGGGGCUGGCACGAGCUUUUGGUGCAGUGCUGCGGCAGAUCGCCGACCUGCUUGGCUCACUGCAGGACAACCAGAACCAGGCUGGCCUUGGGCUUCCCAAGAUGCUGGAGGUGUCGUACCAAGACACACUCAACAUGCAAGCCUAUCUGGACUAUCACCUGAAGCCCACUUGGGACUGGCUUGUGGCCGUCAUGGACUCCACAGAAGCCCAGCUUCGCUUUGGCUGUGCCCUGAGCAACCACUCAGACCCAAGCAGCACACUGGCCACUCCACGGACCCGGAGGGGGCUCUUUGAGGAUCGCCUAGUCGCUGCUGGGAGCCUGGACGGCCGCCGGAGGAACCGCCUUACAACCUAUGGUUCCGAGGGUGUUUCUGCCAGGAGGGACUUCCUCUCCUAUGCAUUGUCACUGAUGCGUGCUCACAACAAUGAGCAUUUUGACUCCCUGCCCGUGAUGGAUGUUGCUUCGCUGAAGCAUGUGGCGUACGUCUUUGAUGCGCUCAUUUACUUCAUGCGUGCGGGAGCAGACGACUCGGAAACUCUGCGUGAUGGAUUCCUUCUCCUAGAUCCGUGGUAUGCGGAGGACUACAAUGAAAAUGAAGAUCCUGAGGAAGAGGCAGGUGGAGGCAGCUCAGCCAUGCAGGUUGACAUGGACAGCUGCUGUGAAGAGGAAACCACAGCAGGUGCCUCCAGCGGUGCAGCAGAGGGUGCCUCGGCAAACACGGCAGCUGCGGGCAGCAACCGUGGUCGUCGACACCCCUUCUUUCAGCGUUCUGACUCGACCCUCUGCCUGGGAUGUCAGGCUCCCGACCCUUUCAGCACACCACUGGCCCAGGCUUUGCCACUAGCUGAUCGACCUCAGCUGCUGACGCCCACGGCGACACGCCAGGAGCUGUUUGGGGCACCUCGUAUACCGCAGGCCUCUAGUGGAGGCGAAGGAGGGCCCUCGCCCCUCUUACCCCCUCGGCUGGGCCUCUCGAGGGCCUCGGGGUGCAGCCUGCUCACAAGCACGGGACGCGUGGCCGAGGUCACCCGAGCACCUAUCAUUGUGGCUGCACCAUCGUCGGCGCGCAAGGGCGCACCUCCUGUCACGACUGCAUCGACAAGCUCUGCACCAGCCCAGGAAGGCGCUGCUUCCAUUCCAACUUCAUCGGGGCUGGGUGGACCCUCAUCAUUGCCCUCCACUCAAGGAAAAUCUAGCGUCAUUGUUCUUGCUGGCUCACACCGGAGCCAGGGACAGUCGUCACAGUCUUCAGAAAGCCACGUUCCCACAUCCUAUUCUGGUGCACCUAGUCCUGCUGCUGAAGUGACAGUUACCUCAAGCAAUACGUUGCCCUCUCUAGCAAGGCCGGAAGGAACAUCAGCAGCAGCGUCAUCUGCCAGCCUUGGUCCUGCACAGUCAAACUCGAGCAGUGGGAUGGGCAGCAUGUCUUCUGCAAGCCGUAGUGGCGCACCAUCAGUGAGCAGUGGUGGUGGCAGCUCUGGUGCCUUGGGCCAACUCGUGUCCCACGAGGUGUUGCUGAGCCGGUGGCAGCUGACGCUGGAGCUGUUUGGGCGUGUCUUUGUGGACGAUGUGGGUGCCGAGCCGGGCUCGGUCAUCAGUGAGCUGGGUGGCUUCCCAGUCAAGGAGGUGCGAUUCCGUCGAGACAUGGAGAAGCUGCGCAACUCCCAGCAGAGAGACCUCACCCUCUCCAAGAUAGAGCGUGAGCGCAACAGCCUGCUGCAACAGACGUUCAAGGAGCUGAACAACCAGUACAGUGCCUACAGCCGUCGUAGCAUGGGGGGCACCCCUCCACUGGCCAUGAAUAGGGUCAAGGUUACCUUCAAGGACGAGCCUGGAGAAGGUUCCGGGGUGGCACGCUCCUUCUAUGCCGCCAUUGCCGAGGCCAUCCUCUCUCCGGAGAAGCUUCCCAACCUGGAGGGCUGCCAGGCGGGCAACCGGUCACUGCAGUACAGUGAGCGUCACCUCCCUUACAUAAUUCAGCGACUUCGAUCACGGGAGAGGGACAAGGAACGGCGCAGUGGAAGUGCGGGUGGCCAAGCGACCAAGUCGGGUGGCGGCCUGCGCUAUGAUGCACCCCCAUUUGUGAUGCCCGGUGAGGCAGGUGGCAGUGGACAGGCUUCUAACGACCACCUCAGCCCUCAUCGGCAGCAGCUGGGCCAGAGGCUGUACCCCCGUGUCCAUGCCUUGCGUCCAGAAGUACAGUUGACACCGACAUUUUCCUCUACUCAGUCCUUAGCCAGCAAGAUCACAGGCAUGCUUCUUGAACAGUCAGCUGCCCAACUGCUCCUCCUCUUGGCUUCAGAGGAUGCCCUUCGCGAAAAAGUUGACGAGGCUCUGGAGAUCAUUGUGUCGCAUGGACGGGAAGCGGAGACUCUCCUGGACCUGGAUGUGUUCAGCCUUGGGGAGCGAGGCCGGCGGAGCACGACGGCACGGCGCAGUGAUGCGGAGGAAGAAGAGGACGACGGCGAGGACUGCAGCCCUCUUGUGUAUCAGCCAGGCAAAAGAGGUUUCUAUGCCCCACGCCAGGGAAAGUGCACGCCAGACAGACUGAAUGCAUUCCGGAACGUUGGCAGGAUUGUCGGGCUGUGCCUGCUGCAGAAUGAGCUGUGCCCCAUCUCCUUGAACCGGCACGUCAUCAAGUACAUUUUGAACAAACGCAUUGGCUGGCACGACCUGGCGUUUUUCGACCCCCUGCUGUACGAGUCUCUGCGCCAGCUGGUACUGGAGGCAGAAUCGCGGGACUCGAGCACCGUGUUCUCUGCCCUCGACCUGACCUUCUGCAUCGACCUGUGUCCUGAGGAGGGUGGAGGUACUGUGGAGCUGAUCCCAGGAGGCAGGGAACAGGAAGUGACCGCCACCAAUGUCUACCUCUAUGUUCGACGCUAUGCUGAGUACAGAAUGAUAAAGUCACAGGAACGGGCCCUUGGGGCAAUUCGCAUGGGAGUGUAUGAUGUGCUUCCCAACAACACUUUGGAAGGUCUCACAGCAGAAGACUUCAGACUGUUACUCAAUGGUGUCGGCGAAGUCAAUGUACAGGCACUCAUCAGUUACACAUCAUUCAAUGAUGAGAGCAAGGAGAGCAGUGACAAAAUCUUUAGGUUCAAGCGCUGGUUCUGGUCUAUGAUGGAAAAAAUGCCAAACCAGGAGAAGCAGGAUCUGGUGUACUUCUGGACAGGCAGCCCAGCCCUGCCAGCCAGCGAAGAAGGCUUUCAGCCCAUGCCCAGUAUCACCAUCAGGCCCCCAGACGACCACCACCUGCCAACGGCCAACACAUGCAUUUCCAGACUAUACCUGCCGCUCUACUCAUCCAAGGCUGUGCUACGAGCCAAGAUCCAGAUGGCUAUUCGCACCAAGAACUUUGGAUUUGUCUGAAGGGACAGUCUGACCCCCUCCACCACCAUUGCCACCCAGCGUUACCCUUGUUUAUAGUGCCACCACACCACAAAUAAAUAAAACACACCAGGGAGCAACAGCUCUUCUGACCAAACAGGA